GAUGUAAUCGGUGAUCUUUGGCUUCCCCUUUGAGGCAAACUCAACCGAUACCCGAGUAACCGAUCAGAAGUUGCGCGCCCUGUCCCUGACCACAGCAGCGUUCAAUUGUCCAGGUAUUUCCGCCUGUCAGCUGCUAGUCGAAGCGGGAUGCAACCCGACUUGGCUUUCUCCUCCCGCCGGUCACCUGUUGUGUGUUUGCACGGCUGUGUGGCAUCGAGCCAGCCGCUAGCUACUGGUAUAGGACUAGACAUCUUAAAGCGUGGCGGUAAUGCAGCAGAUGCUGCGGUCGCCAUAGCAGCAGCGCUAGCGGUAACCGAGCCAUGCAGCACCGGCCCUGGUGGAGACGCCUUCUGCUUGUUCUUCAACGGAAACACUGGAGAGAUCAGAGGAAUAAACGGCAGUGGUCGUUCGCCCAGAGCUCAGACCCUGGACUUGCUGGAAGGACGUGGUUACACCUCAGAAGGACCUCCCUCGCCUGCUGAUGCCUUGAAUGUCACAGUACCAGGCGCCCCUGCAUGUUGGUGUGAUACCGUACAGCUGUUUGGUAGUCAUAAGGUUUGGUUGUCCAAAAGAUUCUCCUCACUCAAAGCCAUGACUCACACUUAGUGCUGAUUUCCUGUUGCAGAGAUAACGGCUCACCACUGGGCCAAAUGGGUGGCUGCUCUGAGAGAUCAUGGGAAGGAGCUAGGGGGAGACCUGCUAAUCGAUGGUCAUGCCCCCAAAUGUGGACAAGUUUUCAAAAACCCAACUAUGGCCCAGACCCUGAAGGAGCUCGGCGAGCGUGGAAAACCAGCUUUCUACCAGGGCAGAGUGGCUCAAGCGAUAGUCGAGAUCAUUAACCAGAAUGGAGGCGUUAUGACCCUGGAUGAUCUCAGUAGCCAUGACAGUGAGGUCAUCACCCCCAUAAGCACAGAAUACAAGGGUGUGCGUCUGUGGGAGCCGCCUCCUAACAGUCAGGGGUUGACUGCUCUGCUGCUGCUCAACAUCCUGGAGAACUUUCCUCUCAAAGCUGCAGGCCAUAACAGCUCUGACUACAUCCAUGUACUGGUGGAGGGUGUGCGCUUGGCACUAACUGAUGCCCUGCAUUACCUUGGUGACCCAGAUCAUGUGACCAUCCCUCUGAAAAGCUUACUGGAAAAGAGCUACAGUCACCAGCGAGCGCAGCGCAUUUGCAUGGACAGGGCCAUGGAAGGACUGGAGCCCGGCCUGUCAACAGGAAGUGACACAGUUUAUUUCUGCGUGAUCGACAGUCAGGGCAACGCCUGUUCCUUUGUCAACAGCACCUACAUGGGCUUUGGAAGUGGGCUCGUCCCUACAGGUUGUGGAUUCUCCCUGCAGAAUCGCGGUGCCUACUUUUGUCUGCGUCGUAACCACGUCAACAGCGUUGCCGGGGGGAGGCGUCCAUAUCACACUUUGAUAGCUGCACUUCUCACUGACUCUGCAACCACGUCACAAAAACCACGUCUCCUCGCUGCACUGGGGCUGAUGGGCGCAUUGAUGCAACCACAAGGACAUGUCCAGGUGUUGUUGAACAUGCUUGAGUUUGGGAUGAAUCCUCAACAAGCUCUGGACGCGCCAAGAGUCUGUGUACAGCAUGACCACAAAACUGAUCAGUGGUCGGUUCAUUUGGAGGAAGGGAUCAGCCAGGAGGUAGCGGAAGAGCUGAGGAGACGCGGCCACAAAGUCUUCUGGCCAAUCAUAGGCCACAUGAGGUCUCAGUUUGGGCGAGGGCAGAUCAUCACGGUCGGUGAAUGGUGGAGCCCAUCUGUCGAUCAAGCUGGUCAUCCAUCCAGGGUGCUUUGGGCGGGAUCAGACCCCAGAGCAGAUGGAUGUGCUCAGGGAUACUAGAGACAA
Pungitius pungitius (ninespine stickleback) is the source of this 1854-nucleotide messenger RNA. RefSeq names its product glutathione hydrolase-like YwrD proenzyme. NCBI's taxonomy places the organism in Eukaryota, Metazoa, Chordata, Actinopteri, Perciformes, Gasterosteidae. The transcript has 12 exons. The record is from RefSeq and is a predicted model, not a curated record.